Molecule: messenger RNA, 2674 nt
Organism: Vitis riparia (riverbank grape)
Lineage: Eukaryota; Viridiplantae; Streptophyta; Magnoliopsida; Vitales; Vitaceae
Biological process (GO): protein phosphorylation
Cellular component (GO): chloroplast
Molecular function (GO): protein kinase activity; ATP binding
Source: RefSeq, a predicted model, not a curated record
CGCAGAGUCAUCUUCACAGCCCCAUUGUUACAUCGUAGAGGCUACAGUUUAUUUCUCUCUCUACAAUCUUGCACGUCUCACUCUAGUGGCCUCUGAUUCUUCCAUGGACGCAGCAGCAACGGCGACGGCGUCGCAGCUCGUGUACUGCGGAAUCGAGCCUCUUCGUCGCACCUGCCCCGCCGCUUCCAAGAAGAGAGCUAUGCCUUCUGGAAUAGUUGCGUUUCGGCGACCAAACGGCGUGGUUCGGGCCGUGGCCACCGACCCCAAGCCUACCCAAACAGAAUCUUCUGGAUCGUCUCCGAGGCGGGGGGUCGUCAAUGGGUCUUCUAGAUCUCCGCCUGUCAAUGGCGUUUCGACGAGAAUUGGAGAUGUUUCAAAAGAGAUUAAAAAAGUAAGAGCUCAGAUGGAAGAGAAUGAACAAGUGGCUAUACUUAUGAGAGGUCUUAGGGGUCAAAAUUUACGGGAUUCACAGUUUGCUGAUGAGAAUGUUCAGCUUCGGCUAGUUGAGGUAGAUGAAAGCAGUGAGUUUUUGCCCUUGGUGUAUGAUCCUGCUAGUAUAGCUGCAUACUGGGGAAGAAGGCCUCGAGCAGUUGCCACUCGUAUUGUCCAGUUACUCUCUGUUGCUGGGGGUUUUCUUUCACAUCUUGCCUGGGAUUUAAUAAAUAAGAAGGUCAAGGAGAAUGAAGUUGCUCGGGCAAUUGAAUUGAGAGAGAUUGUAACAUCUUUGGGUCCAGCAUAUAUAAAACUUGGGCAAGCAUUGAGUAUUCGACCAGAUAUACUAUCCCCUGUGGCAAUGACUGAGUUGCAAAAACUUUGUGAUAAGGUCCCUUCAUUUCCUGAUGAUGUAGCUAUGGCUCUAAUUGAAGAAGAGCUUGGCCGGCCAUGGCAUAAAAUAUAUUCUGAGCUUACUUCUUCCCCAAUUGCUGCUGCAUCUCUUGGACAGGUAUAUAAGGGCCGACUAAAAGAAAAUGGGGAUUUGGUGGCUGUUAAAGUGCAGAGGCCUUUCGUUCUUGAGACUGUGACAGUUGAUUUGUUCGUCAUACGAAACUUGGGGUUAGUUCUCCGGAAGUUUCCUCAGAUCUCUGUUGAUGUGGUUGGCUUGGUUGAUGAAUGGGCAGCCCGUUUCUUUGAGGAGCUUGAUUAUGUUAAUGAGGGUGAAAAUGGGACACACUUUGCUGAAAUGAUGAGGAAGGACCUUCCACAGGUUGUUGUACCAAAAACCUAUGAGAAAUAUACUUCGAGAAAGGUUCUCACCACACAAUGGAUAGAAGGAGAAAAGCUGUCACAAAGUACAGAAAGUGAUGUCGGGGAUCUGGUAAAUGUUGGAGUCAUAUGCUACCUAAAGCAGUUGCUUGAUACUGGUUUUUUCCAUGCUGAUCCACAUCCGGGAAAUUUGAUCCGCACUCCAGAUGGGAAGCUAGCUAUACUAGACUUUGGCCUAGUGACAAAGUUAACAGAUGAUCAGAAGUAUGGAAUGAUUGAAGCAAUUGCUCACCUUAUUCAUCGGGAUUAUGGAGCAAUAGUGAAAGAUUUUGUCAAACUUGAUUUCAUUCCAGAGGGGGUUAAUUUGGAACCAAUCUUGCCAGUGCUGGCCAAAGUCUUUGAUCAGGCACUUGAAGGGGGUGGAGCAAAGAAUAUCAACUUUCAGGAACUGGCAUCAGAUUUGGCCCAAAUAACAUUUGAUUAUCCGUUCAGGAUACCUCCAUAUUUUGCUCUUAUAAUUAGAGCAAUAGGGGUGCUGGAAGGCAUAGCUUUGGUGGGUAACCCUGAUUUUGCUAUUGUAGAUGAAGCUUAUCCCUAUUUAGCACAGAGGCUCCUGACUGAUGAGUCACCUCGUUUAAGGAAUGCAUUACGAUAUACAAUAUAUGGAAAAUCCGGAGUUUUUGAUGCUGAAAGAUUCAUUGAUGUCAUGCAAGCCUUUGAGAAUUUCAUAACAGCCGCUAAGAGUGGAGGUGGAGAAAAUAUGAAUGGGGGUAUGGCUGAACUUGGAAUCCUGCAAAGUCAAACUAGUUCUAUUUUUCCUGGAUUUCCUUCCAGUACAUCUCCUACAGGGCCAGUUCAAACGAGGGCAGCCCUAGCAUUUCUACUGUCUGACAAGGGAAACUUUUUUCGAGAAUUUCUUCUGGAUGAGAUUGUAAAGGGCAUGGAUGCUAUUGCAAGGGAACAGUUGGUACAGAUAAUGGCAGUCCUAGGGAUGGGUGAUGCUGCUCCAGUAUUUAGUAUGGUUCCUGCGUUUGGACUUAUCAAGCCUGCUGCACUUCUACCCACAGUAACUGAGGAAGACAAAGUUAUACUGAAUAACGUUCAAAAAAUUGUUGAAUUUCUAACUGCAGGAAGUUCAAAAUCAAGACCAUUGAAUCAGAGUGUGGAUGUUGCUCAGAUUAUCCAAGAGUUGAUUCCAGUGUUGCCAGGCAUCUCUGCUACAAUACUGCCUGAGGUGCUAAGUCGAUUAUCUUCCCGGGUUGCAGCUCGCAUCAUCCGGGAUGCAUUUUUGUAAGAUGAAAUUGUAGUCUUAUUCUCAAAGCCCCCAGCAAUUGUGCAUGUUUUGAUUAAUCAUAUGUCAACGCAAGAUGAUCUGUCCAAACCAUGCCUUAUUGGUUCGCACGGUUAGAUCUGUCCUCCAUAUUAUAUUAUCAAAUAAAUAUCAAAUGUCAAAUUUGGCCUCUUGUCAGAA